This is a messenger RNA of Plasmodium cynomolgi strain B, 7416 nucleotides long. Its product is annotated as dynein heavy chain. NCBI's taxonomy places the organism in Eukaryota, Apicomplexa, Aconoidasida, Haemosporida, Plasmodiidae. The coding region runs from base 1 to 7416 and encodes 2471 amino acids. Gene Ontology annotation, biological process: microtubule-based movement. The transcript is spliced from 2 exons. Gene Ontology annotation, cellular component: dynein complex. Gene Ontology annotation, molecular function: dynein light intermediate chain binding; dynein intermediate chain binding; minus-end-directed microtubule motor activity. The record is from RefSeq and is a predicted model, not a curated record.
AUGAGAGGAGCAGCCAGGAAAGAGCCGGAGGAGGAGACCCCCCACAUGGGAGGGGCAGCCAGGCAAGAGGCGGAGGAGGAUACUACCCCCCUUAUCAGCACCAACGCGGAUGAUGUUGGCAGCUCCCACAGCAGCGAUGACUCAAGUGACUGCCGAUCCCUCAGCAGCGAGGCCCCCUCCGACAUCGACAUCGACAUUUACAACGAGCGGAACGAGCCCAUAGAGCGUCACUACGAAAACAUUAACAGCAUGUACGACUACUACCUGCGCACCACUCGCAAGUGCAGGAAUCUGUUCAAGAGCUACGACCCGCGUCUGGGGGAGGGCGAGCACGGGUGGCUCUUUGGCAAGUGCUACGGGAACUGCAGCUCCGACUCGAACUCGAGCAACGACGAGAGGUACUUGAAGCGGCGGGGCGGGCGCAAGAGGAAGAAGUACCUUAACGAGCACGCCCCGGGUAGCGUGGACGACGUGCUGCAAAGCGUGAGUUACUACAACGAUGUCGCCCACCUGGAUGAGCCCCCCAAGGAGAGAAGAACCGCCGCCACCCACCCAGAAGCGCAGCUGAGGAUAAACCUGUUCGACUUCUACUUCAAAUACGAAAAGAACGUCAUGAGCCACCUAAACAACAAAGAGAACAAAUUCAGCCUCAUGGACGAGUGCCUCACCAAUACAGACCUCAUGAUAAAACAGAAGAAACACUUGUCGAUGCUUUACAACAUUGACAUCUUCAUGAAAAAUAAAAAGAGCGUUAUCAUAUCUGGUUGUAGUAACAUAGGGAAAACGCUUACUGUGGAUUAUUACCUAAACAAGGUGAUGUCAAAGGAUAAAUUUUUUACAGUCGAUUUUUACUUCUCGUAUAGUACCACGAGUAACCAUGUGAGGAAUUACAUCGAGUCGAAGUUAACCAAACGGAGGAGCAACUUUUAUGGCACGACGAAUAACAGGAUCUGCAUUUUUUAUAUUGAUGACAUAAACAUAGAAACGGAAGUGGGUUCCAUAAAGAGGAGUCAUUACUUAUCCUCCCAUGAAUUUUUACGUAUGCUCUUUAAUUAUAAAUUUUUUAUAGAUCAAAAUUUAGGAGUGAAAUAUAUUGAAGACUUGACCUGUCUAGCCACGAUGAACAACGCGUACACGAACACAACGCAUAGUGCAAGACUGUACAACAAUUUUAAUAUUAUGUAUUACAAUAAUUAUAAGUAUAAAGAACUUUUUGAUAUAUUUUUUUGCAGCCUGAAAAGUAUGUUUAGCAUUUAUGAUAUUAAUAUAAAAAGUUUGGCUAGCUACUUGGUAGAGAUGCAGAUCGAUAUCUACAAAGGAGUUAAAGGAAUGAAACACAAUUACUACCUGUACAAUGUAGAAGAAGAUCGAGAGGGAAAGGAAAUUUUUUUACACUCUUUUAAUAUAAAUAACAUGAGGGAUAUAUACAAAUGUGUAAAUUAUUUGUCUAAAAAUAUUAACAUUCGGAAGGAACAAAUGUUGCUAUAUUUUUUGUACGAAAAUAAGGCCCUUUAUGCAGAAAGUUUUUUUUCCAAAAAUGCUAAAAAAAAAUGUGAACAAAUUAUUAAGACAAAUUUUAGAAAAUACUUCCCUCAGGAGGAAUAUGAAAAGGUUGUCAGUCAGUAUGACAAUGGUCUCCUUUUUUGUAACUUUUUGAAUUUGUAUCAAAAUGUAUAUGAACAGGUCUCCGAUUUUAACGACCUCUACAAUUGUGUGUAUGGAUAUAUAUCAGAAUACAGCAACAGCGAAAAAAUUAAUAUUAUCCUCUUCGAUAAUGUCCUUAUUUAUAUUUGCAAAAUAACCAAAACGUUUAUGACUGAAAAUUCACACAUACUCUGUAUCGGUAUCAAUGAUGCUGUGAAAAAGAAAGUCAACAAAAUAUGCGCAUUUAUAAUUAACAAGGCGCUCGUAGUAUCUGAACUGAAUAAAAAUAGUAAGGCUUCUCAAUUUGUAGAAGAAAUUAAGAGAUGUCUCUUCGAUUGUGGAAUUUAUGAAAAACAGUGUGUUUACUAUCUCAAUGAUGAAAAUAGCAGUCUCGAUUUUGUCCUCGAAAAUUUAAACAACAUUUAUAACUAUGGAGAUAGCUACCUCCUCUACAAUGAGGAUAAUUUAAAGAAGAUAUACAGUGAGUGUAAGAAUAAAUGCGAGGAGGAGCAUGUGGUUAGGAACUUAAGCAAUAUUUAUAGCAUUUACAAGAAAACCAUUCGGAAGUGCUUUCACGUGAGUCUUAACAUUUCGGCCAGCAGCUCAGACGCCAUCCUCAAGUUUCCCUACAUCCUCAAGAAUUCUCGAAUCAUCUACUUCGAGGAGGACAACAACGAGGGUCUGCACGUCAUCACAAAGGAUUUCUUCAGAGACGCGGAGGCCAACCGGGUGGAGAAGCCCGCCAUGGGUGUGGAGAAGCCCACCGGGGGUGUGGACGACCCGGUUAAGGCGAUAGAAGACCCGGUUAAGGCUAUAGAAGACCCGAUUAAGGCUAUAAACGACUCGGUUAAGACUAUAGACGACCCGGUUAAGGCUAUAGACGACCCGGUUAAGACUAUAGACGACCCCACUUCCUCUACCGCUACCACCGCCCCCGCCGCUACCCCCGCCGCUGCCACCCCCGGCUGCGUCGUGCCCCCGCGGGCGCUGCCCUCCAUCGACCUCGAGGUGGUGAACCCGGACCAGGACCUCAAGUGCCUGGAAGGAGUCGUCAACGAAAAGGUGUUCAUCCGAAUCCACAAGGAAGUGAUUCACCUGGCGAAGAAGUACCAGGAGGAGAAGCAGGUGCACGUGUGUGUGAAUUCGAACAAGUAUGUCCACUUCCUCCACUACUUCGACCACUUUUACAACGUGAAGCGGAAAGAAUUCGACAUGAAUAUCGAUCUAUACAGAAAGGCGCUCAACAAACUACACAAAUGUGAGCAGGACAUAAAAACAAUGAAGAACUACCUACUCAACAUGCAACCAGUACUGAACAGCACAAACAUAGAAAUGAAAAAAAAGGUAAACCAAAUGGAGAGAGAGUCCAAGGAAGCAUACAUCAAACAAACGGAAAUAAAAAAAAAAGAAUGCGAAAUGAAGACAAAGAUAAAAAACAUAACCCAUUUAAAAAACGAAGUGAACGAAGAAAUAACCAAAAGUUUUGCUCUCCUUAAUGAUUCCCUAAACAAUUUAAACAAAUUAAAAGUAGAGCACCUCAGAGAGUUAAAAGCCUUUGUGAACCCACCAUCAAUUGUCGUCAUGGUCAUGCAGUGCAUCUUAACAUUUUUAAAGGAAGACGAAAAAUAUCUGCAAGGAAAAUUAAUCAGACCCAAAACACUCAACUAUUGGAUCUUAGCACAGAAAACGAUUUUUAGAGACUCUAAAGUGUUUCUGGAUAACUUGAAGAAUUACGAUAAAAAUUUAAUUGAAGAAGAAAUGAUCACAAAAAUUACGCCACUUAUUAAGAAUAAAAAUUUUAACCCCAAGUUUGUGAGAAAGGCAUCUAAGGCAUGCGAAACUAUGUGCCAAUGGAUCCUCGCUAUUUACCACUACUUCAUCAUUAACAAGGAGUUGAAACCAAAGAAGGAAGAAGUGAUGACUUUAGAAAACGAAAUAAACAAAGAGCUUAGCUACCUGGAUGCAUGCAAAGAAGAACUAAGCAUCGUCAACAAUAAUCUGUGUACUAUCGAAAAGGAGAAGGAGGAAAUUACCGUAAAGCAGAAACAACUAGUUGACAAAAUAGAAAACAUAAAACAGAAAAUUCAAAGAUCCAAAAUGAUCCUCUCCUGUCUUCUCGAGCAAGAAAUAAAAUGGAAUAACAAAAAAAACUUAAAAAAAAAAAGAGAUCUACUCAUCGGAGACUGCAUCAUCGUGUCAUCUCUCAUAAACUACAUGUCCUACUUUUCAUACGAAUACAGAAAGGUUAUUAAAUUAAAAGUGCAGGCAAUUCUAAACAGACACAACAUUAAAUAUACCAAAGAUAUUUCCAUUUAUAGCUUCUUGGAGUCCAAAAUUAACAUAGAGAAGUGGGUCUCCUAUGGACUGACAAACAGCAGGUUCUACUUCGAAAACAUCGUCAUCAUGAAUAACAGCAUUAAGUAUAACCUGCUCAUAGACCCGCAUUUCAUUGUCACCAAUUUUUUAAAAAAAAUGUAUCAUAAGAAGAGGGACGUGGAGAUCCUGCGAAAUAACAGCUCCAACUUCGUUGACAAAAUAGAAAGGUGCAUGCAGCUCGGGAACGUUAUUCUUUUCACGCACUACGAUGACGACUGCAGUGUGCUGUUCAACGCGCUCUUUAAUUACAAAAUUGGGAAAACUCUCCUCAGCUUUGGACGCGAGCGGGGCGGUGGCAAUGGCAACCAAGUUGCGCGGCACCGCCGAUCGGCUUCGGACGAGUGUCCCCCCCCGGAAAGCGGAAAAAUAAAAACAGAGGAAGGGGGGAAAUCAUCAGAGGGGGUGAAAAAAACAUCAGACGAAGCGACGGCACCAGGGGGAGUGAAAACAACAGACGAAGCGACGGCACCAGGGGGAGUGAAAACAACAGACGAAGCGACGGCACCAGGGGGAGUGAAAACGUCAGACGAAGCGACCCAUGGGGAUGAACCGAUUAAGGGGCGCGAACCCCCAGUGAGCGGCACGCUGACCCAAAACAACUGCGUCAACUUUAACAACAAAAUCAUCACAGUGGACAGCGCCUUCAAUAUCUACUUCAUCGUUUACGGAAACACCCAAUUCGAUGAUAACACACAAAACCAUCUCAAUAUAAUCGACUUUAACAUAAACCUAGACAUACUGGAGGAGUACUUCCUAACGAACCUCAUAGACAAGCUCUUCCGAGCCACCAAUGAAAAUAGAAGGGCACUUAUUCAUGAAAUCCAUGACCUGAACAAGCAAAUGGGAAAACAAGAGGAAGAAAUUUUACACAUAUUAAAUUACAAGGAGGACAUUCUAAGUGAUGAUGAUAUCGUCAUCAGUUUCGAGAGUGCUAAUAAAAUUUACUUGAAAAAUAAAAAAAAAAUGAAAGAGUACAAAAUGAAUAAGUUAGAAAUUACAAAAAUCAGAAAAAACUAUAUGAACAUGUCUGAACAUAUCUCCGUUAUUUAUCAUUGCAUUAAUAAUUUAGUGACUUUGGAUCCAAUGUACAAUUUUUCCAUUUUGUCCUUCGUGCAACUCUUAAGUAUUAGUAUUGAUAAAUCGGAGGAGAACAAACUGCUUGAUAAAAGAAAAAAAGAUAUACUAAAUAUUUUUACAAGAAAAAUUCAUUACGAGAUUGCGAGAACCCUCUCUGAGAAGCAUCAACAAAUUUUUUUUUUCUACCUUGUGUGCAUGAUAAAUAUAUACAAGGGCGAAAUAGACUACGACGAUUAUUACUUCUUCGUGUAUGAUGACUACCCUAAGGGGGAUGACAUUCGAAAUGAAGUUUUCCGAAAGGUGCAAUAUAAGCGGAACGAUAGGUCAAAUGGUGACAAGGUUUUGGGCAACACCACUGUAGUAAUGGACUCUUCUUCCAUUUUGAAGGAACCAUGUGAUGGUGGCAGAGGGGAAGAACUCUCCACUUCGGACGAUGACAUGGAUGAGCUCAGCGAACAGGAAGACCUCCAGACCCUGGUAGACGAUGUAUCUAUUCACAGCCUCGAGUCGGACGGAUGCGAUUCGCAGGAAGAGGAGGAAGAUUCGAAUAAUGCCCAGAAUAUCGCCUCGAACAGGACAAGGGGAGAACCGACUGCAACGAUAAGUGCUAGCCAUCUGGUGAGAGGCACCGUGGAGGAGUAUCUCCUACUCCCGAAGAGGAGCGAAAAGGACGACUUUUUGAAUUCCUGCGAGGGGAAUGUGCUGAUCCAGGGGGGCGCCGCAGAGGAGGGGCGUGCCACUGGUGGGUGUAUCUCCAAUGGCGGAUGCACCACUGGAGGAUGUACCACUGACGGAUGUACCUCCAACGGCGGAUGCACCUCCAAUGGCGGGGAGGCCCAAUUCACCUUCAACUUCGAAACGAAGAACCUGUGUUGGCUAAGCGCGAAGGAGUACAUGAGCGUGAAGAAGCUAAUCAGGAAGGAAAAAUAUCUUCUCUUCUUUAAAAAGGCCUUCAACGAGUAUGAACACUUAUUCAGAAGCAUCAAGACAGACCAUACGAUAUUGCAGCACAAGGACUUAAAGCAUCUCCUAACAAACUUUGAGAAAUUAAUUAUUUUUAAAAUUUUCCGUUUUGAUAUUCUCAAACUUAACAUGAACAAUUACGUAGAUGCAUGCUUGAACAUAGGCUCUCAGAGCUACGCGAAGGAUCUAUACAAGUGCUAUGAACACUCGUCUCAGAAUAAAUUAAUUCUCAUUUUGUCUGAACACCGGUUAAGCACAGCUAGCGAAAUUAUGAUGCUGAGUGAAAAGAUUACUGGAAAAAACAACCUAAUAAUUUAUAACAAAAAUGAUAAGAACUACUUGUUACAGAUUUUAAAUGAUUCCAUUAAAAAUGGGUUCUGGGUACUAAUUGAGAAUGCUCACCUGAAUAUCCAUCUCAUUCUGGAGAUUGAAAAAUAUAUCGAGGCCUGCAACAUACAGUACUCCAACCCAGAUUUCAGAAUCUGGAUCAGCACCAGCUCCGUCAAGUCCUUCCCCGACUACCUCCUCAAGCUCUGUGUGAAGGUCACCUUCGAGAAUGUGCACAAUUUGAAGUCGGGGCUGCUCAACAUUUAUACGAACGUCGCGCAGGAGGAGGAGGAGGAGGAAGAGGAGGAGGAAGAAGAAGAGGGAGAAGAGGAGGAGGAUGGAGAAGCGGGGGAAGAAGCGGAGGAAGAAGAGGACGAAGAAGAGGACGAAGAAGCGGACGAAGAAGCGGACGAAGAAGAGGACGAAGAAGCGGACGAAGAAGCGGACGAAGAAGAGGACGACGAAGCGGACGAAGACGCGGAGGAUGACGGGGAGUUGGGCAAGGAGAAUCGCCUACCGUCCGACCCGCUCGGUGGACGGCCCCCCCGAUGCGGAACCCCGCGCAAAGGCAUCAUCGACAUUGGCGCCAAGUGGGGCGAAAAAGGCAGCCAAAAUAGGAGCGAAAGGAAGAACCAAAAUAGGAGCGAACGGAAGAACCAAAAGAGGAGCGAGCGGAAGAACCAAAAGAGGAGCGAAAGGAAGAACCAAAAGAGGAGCGAAAACGAAAACAUCCUGAUGAACAAACUGAACUUCAGCCUCUGCUUCUUCCACGCGCUCAUCCAAGAGAGAAGCAAAUUCAAAAACAAAGGAUUUAAUAACUGUUACGAGUUCACAGACAUCGAGCUAAAAUUGUCCAAGGAAAAUAUCAUCAAAUUUUUCAAAAACAAAAAUAUAGACAUAAAUCUAUUGCUUUACCUUAUUGGUAAUAUUAUUUAUGGUGGUACCAUAAUAGACGUAACGGAUCAGAGAUGCUUUAACAUAAUCCUGAAUAAAUAUGUAAAUGAAAAGGUCAUUUAUUCAAACAAAUAA